Lachancea thermotolerans CBS 6340 is the source of this 888-nucleotide messenger RNA. It is a transcript of the gene SIC1, whose product is annotated as cyclin-dependent protein serine/threonine kinase inhibiting protein SIC1. The transcript has a single exon. The record is from RefSeq and is a predicted model, not a curated record. Bases 1 to 888 code for a protein of 295 amino acids. Lineage: Eukaryota; Fungi; Ascomycota; Saccharomycetes; Saccharomycetales; Saccharomycetaceae.
AUGGCACCUGCGACCCCUCCAAGAUCAAGAAACAGACGCGGUAAGGCUGUAUGUCCGUCAUCGCCGCGGCUUUUGACGCGGCCUGCUGUACCCGUGACGCCGGGCAGCGUGAGUGGGAAGCGGCACACAGGCCAGCUGCAAAAGCUGCGCUCACCGCUGAAUAGAUCGCCAGCAAGAGGCCUGCGAACGCCCGAGUACACGCCUGCGAGGCCCGCGGGCGUAGACGCCAGCGCCCAGGCGCGAAGAAAGCUUGAGUUUCCAGACGAUCAGCAAGAACUCGCAGGUGUAGGCCGUGUGCUGUUCCCAGGGCCCAGCUCCGAUGCUAGUACGUUCGAGAGCCGCCUUCUAAGCCCGCCAGCGCCCGGACGCCUGCUUCGGGAUGCACCUGCGCUACUGCCGCCUGCCCCAGCUAGCAAAGCUUUCGCGGCCAUACUUGACGAGCAGUUUUUCGAAGAUGACCCUCUGCAGGACCGUGAGUGCUCUCCAACGCCGCGCGGCUGGGAAACUCCUCCACGCGCAACCGAGGUCCCGCCGGAGCAGGCUCCAUCUACACCAAGCGAUAAAAUCGUUACUUUUGACCUCGCCAAAGACUGGAAUAAUAACUCUAGCCGGUGUUUCUCCUCUGACGAGGAGCCUGACGAAAUUAGUAUACGGGGCAAGGUUCUGGAGAAUCCGUUCGCCGAUCACAUUGUUGCUGACGAAGAGACCAGGAGGCGUCGCCAAGAGCUUCUCCUGGCUGAGGAGCCAGCCUUACAAGAUACUGUAUCCUAUAUCGACAAAAAAGGUGAAACUUCUAAGAAAAGGCAUUUGAAUGCAGAAGAGCAGGAGCGGUUUCGACCCAGGAUGUUGUUCGAGCAGCAUUUUCGGAAAAAGGGUUCUCAGGAAUGA